AUCAAAUGACUUCCGGUUACUUGCAAAAUGUAAUCACUAGACUAGAUUCUUAACUAGUCUAGAUCUAGGUCUAGAAUUCUACAUCUACAUAAUGCUGUACAGUAAUGAAUCUAAAUGAGUGUCAACUUUCAGAACUUACGCUUACUUUAGUAUAGAGUAUAUUGAUAAUGGGUGAAAUAGCAAGAUCUCCUGAGUAUUUGAGUUUCAGAAGUACCAUUCCUCAAAGAAAAAUUAUUGUUGACGAUGAUAAUAGUAAAGAAUGGACGCUUUAUGAAGCUGGUCCAAAGACAGUAAAAAGUCCUUUAAUAUGUUUUCCACCAGCAAGUGGAACAGCAGAUGUUUAUUUCCGUCAAAUCCUUGGAUUGUCUGCUUUGGGUUAUAGAGUCAUAGCAGUUGAAUAUCCCAUAUAUUGGACCAUGAAAGAAUUUGUUGAAGGAUUCAGAAAGCUUUUGGACCAUUUAGUAUUAGAUAAGGUUCAUAUCUUUGGAGCAUCACUUGGAGGAUUCUUAGCCCAAAAAUUUGCGGAACACAGUGCUAGAUCUCCUCGAGUGGCAUCAUUAAUUCUAUGCAAUGCUUUUUAUGAUACUACAAUAUUUCAGCAAACAAACUCUGCCCCAACAUUCUGGAUGAUGCCUGCAGUAUACCUUAAGAAAAUGGUGAUGGGGAGCUUUGAAAGAAAAACUUCGGAUUCUGAUAUUGUUGACUCCAUUGAUUUCAUGGUGGAAAAGCUAGAUGGUAUGUCUCAACAAGCUAUAGCAUCUAGGUUAACCUUGAACUGUAUGAACUGCUAUGUUGAACCACAAAAGCUUAGAGAUGUGGAUAUAACAUUAAUGGAUGUUUUUGAUGAAUGUGCCUUGUCAGCCAGUGUAAGAGAUGAAAUGUGUAAAUGUUACCCAGAAGCCAAAAGGGCACAUUUAAAAAAUGGUGGAAACUUUCCGUAUCUUAGCAAGAGUUCAGAUGUUAAUGUUUUUCUUCAGAUUCACCUUAGAAAGUAUGACCUAGGCCCAUUACGAGCCAGAGAGCUGACAGAGAGUGAACUUUCAAUAUUAACUGAGGCAGAUGCAGGCUUAGCACAAUCCUAGUAUCAACAAAUAUUUUACUCUAUUUUUUAUUUGUAAAACAAUCUGUGUUAAAGCUGGAAGAAUUUACUUAUGUAGGAAAGUAAUUUCACAGCAUUUGUACCUUGCAAAAAUAAAUCUUGUGUUUAGUUUCUAAUCCUUCUGAUUCUUUCAACCAUGUAUUUCUAACUUCCCAAUUUUGUUAUUGCCUUCAUUAUAAAAGUUACUCAGUAUUAUUUAAAUCUCUUUGAAAAUUAAACUUUAUGUUGUACUAUACAUAUAAUUGUACUAAACAUUUUCUAAUCUUUGCAGCUAAGGAAACUAUACAGAUGUUAGCAAACAAAAGAAAAUAAAUUGUAUGUGUUUAACUUCAUUCCUCCUGAGAUUUCAUGUGCAACCCUAAGAUGCAAUAUGAUGUAUUUUCAAUAUCAGCUAUUUUGAGCAUAAUAAAAUGGUGUGGGCUCUAAGGUUUGCUACAAUCAAUAUCUUGACGGUCAAAGUUAUGAGGAAUUUUUAAGUGGUUUAAAAACUACUGGUCGUAAUAGAAGUUAUAGAAUAAAGUGUGUUUAAACUUUAAAAAAUAAUAAAAAGUGACACACUUUGAUAUAAAUCAAGUAAUUAUUAGAUAGUGUAGUGCUUUUCUCUCUGUGUACAUGAUGCGUAUCUUUAUCCUGCAAUCCUAAUUUCAAUAGAUUUUUAUAUGCAAAACUUACUUUGUAUUGUUAUGAAUUUUAUGUGAUUUAUUGAUCCAUUUGUAUUGAUUUUUAAUUUUAUCAUGCAGAAAUCAUUUAAGAUUUGUAUUUGAUGACAAUUGUAAAAAAAGAAAAAGUCUGACUGCAUUUAAAUGUGUACAAAAAUUCCUUUUGUGUCAUCCACUGUUGCUCUCUACGCUUGUCUUUCCUAAAUGUAUCUUCAGUUUUUAAAUUUAACCUGGGGACAAGCCAUGCACACAGCAAGGUGUAUGGUGUGUCUGGGCUUUGAAUGUGGCUGUUUAUUUUCACUUAGAUAUGAAAGAUGUUACAUACAUUAGUCUUCAAAAGAGAAUCACAUCUUAAUUGUACCUUAAAACAGGUAUCUUUUACUUCACCUUCAUUUUUUUUUACUUCCCCUUGGUCAAACUUUGGCUCAAUUAAUAGUAAAUACUAAUUAUUCUUUAAAAAAAUUACAUAAUUAUUUGAAUUUUACAUUUAUUGAUGGUUGUUUUGGUAUUAUAUGUGAUAAUACUCUAUUGUCUUUACAUGAUUACUUUUAGGUUAUAUAGCUGAGGUUUCAUUCAAGUUUUAAUAUUACAAUAACCGCACUAAUUUUAACAUUCGUUAUGUCAUCUACCAGUACAUCAUACAAGAUUUUACGAAACAAGAUGACUUAUGAAUAUUUUUAAAAUAAGGUUUCAUUUAUAUUUGCUAUUCAUUUGCAUUGGGAAAUGACUUUUAAACUGUUGGUCAUAUCACCUAUAGAGAACAGACCUGGAUGAACUCCGACAGCAAGUUAUCUCAAGUAUUUACUUAUAGGCUCAGGUGUGAUAACAAGAUUAGUGGACUAAAGUACUAGCUGGGAGAUACCUGAUUGCCCAAACAUUAUUAACACUCAACAGCUAGUCUAAAAGUUUUUAAGUAAAGGCACUCAUUUCAUUACAGUUUAUAUUGCAGUCGGAGGCUUGAGAACACUUGCUUUAUAAUAAUUAUAACUGAGAAAAAAACAGCUCAUUCUGAAUUGCUGUUGAAGACAUUAUUAGUACAGUGUAAUCCAAUGGUCACAGUGGGGGCCUCUUGUGUUAAGAUAAUAAAAACAGAUAACACAUACUUGCUUCUUCAGGCGGACUCUGGUCAUGAAAGUACAGCUUUAGUUUGUUAGAUGUUAUUAGUAUAGGUGGGUUUUUUAAAAAUGAAUUCUGUAGCCAUAGUACCUUGUUUUGAUACCACAUUGGUCUCAGCACACAAGGACUGGUUUACUAUUUCUUUUUACAUUUUCAUUUGUUAAAUACAGUAACUUGAACAAAGAUACAUUUUAAAGGAAAAUCUGUCAAGUUCGCAAAUUAUUCCUUAGUCUGUAUGAAAGAGUUGUUUUUUUUUCUUGUCAAAAUUUGUAACUCCAUUUUGAUUUAGUUCUGAUGGAGCAGCUUCUUUCAAACAUUCCAGAUUUGUUUGUGUCCAUGACAAUAAGAGUAUUCUGGAUGUUAAAUUAAUCAUAAAAUAUGAACAUAAUCAUUAAGAGUACCAUACUCAAAAAAGGGUGAUGAUUAAAUAGGAAGUGGUGUCAGGCUGGUGUUCAUCUCAAACAAUUACAAAUCUUAGACACAAGUUCACAUCUGAGAGGUCAUUCAAUAGAACUACUCAUCUUCUUCAUCCUCAAUUGUAAUGUUGCGUUUUGCUGUAACACAAUUAUUACGUGUAAACUUGUUAAAAGAUUUCAACCUGCUUUUCUUACUGGAUUUGCUUCCACAACCUAUGUCCAUUCAAGGACAAACUACAUGGCAGCAGUUGCUUGAUUUUGAAGUUGUCUUUCCUAGAGGGUUGCGGCCCCCAAGUAUCAAGUUUCAUGUGCCCAAUUUUUCAACUCAGGACUUUUUGGUUUCGAAACCAUGAGCUUUACCAACCCAAUAGAAUUACUGAAGUUAGGAUUAUUAGCUACAUUGAUUCAAUUUAGAGAGAAACGGUUUAGCCAUGAGGGGUGUUGUCUCAUGAAUCAUCAGCUAGCAAAGGAUAAUUAAAAUAUGGUAAAUGAACUCUUAUAAAUCUUCAAAAUACUUUAGUACAGAAUAUGAAACAUGCCUAAAAACCUUUAGAAUAGCAUCUCUUUUAAUGCAAAUAAGAAAAUAAUCAUACAUAAUUUUUAGCCAGAAUACUAACAGUUAAUGACUUACGAUUUAAGCACUGAUCACUAAAUUUAUAGAAAUAGAUUUUUUUAUAAUUGUUUACUUUCUUUAAAAUUGUGUUAGUGAUUUAAUAAAUUGUUAUUUAUUUCUUACUUUAUUUGUAAAAACAAAAAUCCUCAAAGUAAGUGUAAUACUUUAAAUUUUAUUCCAUUUACCAAAUAUAAACUUAAAACUUGACAACUUUGGCUGUUUUCUUUAUACUGGUGCCUGUGUCACUGUGGGAUUUUGAAUGUGACGAGGAAGGUUGGUCAUCAGCACUUUGACCCAUCUCUAUUGUGUCAACUGUCAUCUCUGUAUUCACUAAAAUAUAACAAAAGAGAAACUUUACAACAUAUUCAUAUUUGUCAGGUACUGUACACAAAGUCAUUUCAUCAAUCCAAUAUAUUUAUUUAGUAAUGGAAGUCUAGCAAAUAACGAGAUUUUUUUAUAUACCAGUUGGAGCAGGAAAUGUUCUAUUACUAGCAGUCCAUUUUCUACAAUUUUUUUAUAGUUUUGAAUUAUUUUUUUUUAUUAUACUGUACCGUGACUAAUAUAGUGAUAUUACUAAAGAAAGUAGUUUAAAAGGCUACUUUGUGUUGAAUUUUUGUUAUUUCACUAUAAAUAACUGCUAUUGUUAAAAUAAUAGUAGUUAAUGAGGGUUUUUAAUGGUUUUUUGGGACUGAUAUUAUUUUUUAAAUUAUUUGUUAAUUUAGAUUAUUUACCUUCAUAUUGCUUUUUGUUUUACUUCUAAAAAUAUAUGUGGAUUGGAUAUUUUUAAAUAAAUUUUUUGAAGUGUCAUAGUCGGAGAAAAAUAUGCUGUCUCUUUGCCAGGCCAUACAGGACUGUAAAAUGUUAAUAGAAGGAAGUACUAAGAGGUCUUUUUAUAAAAUUAUUCUUACCUCUUUUUUGUAAAAAUUCUGGACAAUCUCUUUUCAGAUGUUCCACAGAUCCACACUGUUUACAACAUCCACCUUUAAAACAAAAAGUUUAAUCUGCUAUAUAUCUUGUAAACACACAAAGUAAAACAAAAAGUUUAAUCUGCUAUAUAUCUUGUAAACACACAAAGUAAAACAAAAAGUUUAAUCUGCUAUAUAUCUUGUAAACACACAAAGUAAAACAAAAAAAUCAUCAUACUUCCUGGAAGUUUAAAGUAAAUGAUUGCAAUUGCUUU
Physella acuta is the source of this 5083-nucleotide messenger RNA. RefSeq names its product maspardin. Lineage: Eukaryota; Metazoa; Mollusca; Gastropoda; Physidae. The record is from RefSeq and is a predicted model, not a curated record.